AUGACUACACGUCCGAACAUAUCUGCGCUUUACACAAUUGACCAGUAUAGAGGAAAGUACGUAAUCAAUGGGAAUGCCACCAUUCAAACGUCCGAAUUAAUCGACAGAGUAAGCAAAGCAAUAUAUAAUAAUUUGGAACAGUAAUAAUAAGACACUAUAAGUUGUAUCAAACAAAAGUUGUUUUUUUUUUUUUUUUUUUUUUUUUGCAUAGGUAGGUUGCAUUUUUUGGGCGGUCCGAAAAAAAAUUUUUUUCACGGACGUCGUUUUGUCAUUUAUUUUUAUAACUGUACGAAUACCAUCACGUCUUAGUUUACGGAAAAAUAGAAAUAAAAACUAUAUUGCGUUAUUUACACAAAAUCACUGCUCAUUAACUUUUUUUUUCGUAUAAUAAAAUGCGCGACGGUAUUGAUGUUUGAUACAUCUGUGCAAAUAAUAUAUAAAGAUGCGCCCAUGAAAACACAAAAUUUAUUAACGCGCACGCACGUGUCAUUAUACCCAUUAUACUCCGUAUAAUUAACAGUUUCACAUGUAACUACAAUGUAAAAAUGUCAAAUAGUCCUGUUACACUCUGUAUAGUCCACGAAUAAGUGUAAGUUACUGUGCACUCAUUUUAACUCCACGGCCCGAACCUUACCAAUUAGCUAAUUAACUUUCUGUUGGCACUUUUGAGGAUAGACAGUGUAUACAAUAUACAUAAUUAUUAUAUUUGUAUGGUUUGUAAACUGUUGUUUAAGGUAAGCGUAAUUUUUAACCGUUGUAAUAAAGAGGGAAUUAACUGUGAAUACUUUCAAAACUGGAAUUUUAAUGAUGUUUGCCAAAAAUUAUUGGAGAAGAACCAAAUUUGGUCAUCUUGGUAUGGGAGUUUCAAACCGCCUCUUACUUGUCCAAUAAACAAAGUAAGUACGCAUAGACAUCGACAAAUAUAGUGGAAACCUUGAAAAAAAUUUUAAAAUUUUAAAGGCGUUUUUUUUUUUUUUUAUCGGUUUUUGUUGAAUAAAUUAUAAACUCUUAUAGGUGCAUUAUCAAAUACAGAAUGGAACAUUUGAUUUUGAAAUUAUAAGUCUGUGGUAUCCCGACGCGACAAACUAUUAUUGGAAAGUGAAUCAAAAAUUGUACGCUGGAAAUAUAUUUGUGGGUUCAUACACGAUUGACAUCUAUUUUUUCGAAUACACUGUGAAAAUGAAGCCCCUCAAAUUGUCAUUUCUGUAA
Cinara cedri is the source of this 1209-nucleotide messenger RNA. Lineage: Eukaryota; Metazoa; Arthropoda; Insecta; Hemiptera; Aphididae. The record is from the annotation of a GenBank genome assembly.